AGUGUCUCAUUGCAGUUUAAAAAGUGCAACGAGGGGAUCCUGGUGCUGAGCAAGAUGUUUUAUCUGGUGCAAAAAUUAUCCAGCUGUAUAUAUGGGCAAAUAUAAUUAAUCUACGUUACGAAUUGUUCUGUUUAUUAUUAUUAUUAUUAUUAGUAGUAGUAGUAGUAGUAGUAGUAGUAGUAGUGCAGUUAUACUUAAAUUUACUUAACAUUUAAAUUAAACAGUCAAUUGUCAGCAAGGUAGUUAUUUUACUCCUGUCCACUUGGCGGAGACAAACCAUCUGGAAGCUUUUAAUCCGGAAGGUGGGAAAAGAGGAGAGAAACAGCUAGAGGAAGAAGCAGCAAGCAGCUGCUGGAAGUGACUCUGCGGCUUGCUGUGCGCUGCGGCGCUGUCCUGCAAGAUGCCCCCCUUCGCUUCGCUGUGGGCCGGCUGUGCGGCCCUGCUGGCCUGCCUUUCCGCCGCCCGGGCUCUCUACUUCCACAUCGGGGAGACUGAGAAGAAGUGCUUUAUUGAGGAGAUUCCGGACGAGACCAUGGUGAUCGGGAAGUACAGGACCCAGCUGUGGGACAAGCAAACUGGGUCUUUUUUGACCUCCACACCUGGCCUGGGGAUGCAUGUCGAAAUCAAGGACCCAGACACCAAGAUCGUUCUGUCCAGGCAGUAUGGCUCUGAAGGACGCUUCACCUUUACUUCACACACUCCGGGCGAGCACCAGAUCUGUCUGCACUCCAACUCCACCAAGAUGGCGCUGUUCGCAGGUGGAAAGCUGCGAGUACACCUGGACAUCCAGGUAGGAGAGCACACUAACAACUACCCUGAGAUUGCAGCCAAGGACAAGCUGACAGAGUUACAACUCCGAGUCCGACAGCUACUGGACCAGGUGGACCAGAUACAGAAGGAACAGAACUAUCAGCGGUACCGCGAGGAGCGUUUCCGGAUGACGAGCGAGAGCACGAACCAGCGCGUGCUGUGGUGGUCCAUCACGCAGACCAUCAUCCUGCUCAUCACCGGCGUCUGGCAGAUGCGGCACCUCAAGAGCUUCUUUGAGGCCAAGAAGUUGGUGUAGCCGUGCCCCCCCCCCCCCCCUGCCGAUACUGCCGAGAGCUCUGCCGGAAGACCAGAGCCCACUGUCCCCCCUCCUCUCCCUUCUCCGAUUCUACCAAGAGCACUGCAGAAGGACUGACUUGACACACUUGCACGUCCUGCAUGAACAAGACACUGACAGACUGAUGCACGCAGACACAUUCAGAAAUACGUUUCACGUCACAACAUCCUGAAAAUCAGCAGUGACUUCAUCAUCCUGGAGUAUAGGUGUGAUCAGAGAGUCUGUUGGAAAUACAGAAUGUCCUCCAUGUAGUGGCAGUUGGAGGACCCGUCCGUUUCACACUUGGCACACAAUUUAGCCCUGGUGUUGCUUAGUUUUCACAAAAAAAAAGCUUAUUUGCAUUCCAUAUUUCUUGUGUUGUAAUUAUUGUGUGAAAGGCCAUUGUUCUAAGCUUUAAGAAUUAAGUUAAUAUGGACAUAUGUAGAGUUAAUUAUGCUGAGAAGUUAGUGUGUUGUAUCUUAGAUAAUUUGGCAUUCACAAAAAGCACCAGUCACGGCAAAGUGCGUGCCGUGUCGGCUGAAUGAGUCAGAUUUCCACAAAACUUCAUAAAAGUUCUUUUUUUAAAAAAAAAAAAUGUAAGAACAACAGGAGUGGUUGCUUGGUAUCAUACUGUGCAGCCAGGAUUAACCAUGUUUGUGCUGCUGUGGGCUGGUCAGCCAGCUGGCAGUCCUGUCCCAUACAAGAGUCAAAAAUCCUCCUUUAAGGAGAUUAAUAUGGAUGUAGACAACACUGAAGAGGGAGGAAACACUACAGCUCAAACACACUGUACAACUAAAGCCUAAACGGCAAGACUCCAGCUAGAUGUAACGUCUGAAAGAGGUUAAGAGGGCGUAUGAGUCACCAUCACCAGCACGGACAGCUGGUGGCGGCUCGGAAAGCUCAAAUGCUGAAGAACACUUCAAACCAAUAAAGGAUUUUCUCAAAGCCUGAAGAUUCACAGAUUUGAGCCUGAGUUUGUGUAGACAUUGAAUGGCUUAUAUCGUCGAUUUUGUUGUGAUGAAUUAAAAAUGAUUUUGAAACUAUC
Molecule: messenger RNA, 2129 nt
Organism: Paramormyrops kingsleyae
Lineage: Eukaryota; Metazoa; Chordata; Actinopteri; Osteoglossiformes; Mormyridae
Source: RefSeq, a predicted model, not a curated record